AUGCAUUUCCCCAAGUUCGGUGGUAAAGACGUCGAGCACAAGGACCGUGCCGGCGACGUCCAGUCUCCCGAUGCCGCCUCCGCCGACAUCACGGCCGAGCAGAAGGUCACCUUCGCCGCUGCCUUCCUCGGCCUCGUCGCCUCCAUUGGAGGUUUCAUGUUCGGAUAUGUCAGUGGUCAGAUCUCCGGCUUCUUCCUGAUGGAAGACUACAUGGAGCGCUUCGGUGAGCUCCAGUCCGAUGGCUCUAUCGUCUUCUCCGCUGCCCGCCAGGGUACCAUCGUCGGUCUCCUCUGCAUCGGUUGUCUGGUCGGUGCCCUCAUCGCCGGCAAGCUCGCCGACACUCUUGGCCGUCGCCUUACCAUCUCCGCCUUUGCCUUCUGGUCUUGCGUCGGUAUUGUCAUCGAGGUCUCCUCCGAGAAGGCCUGGUACCAGUUCGCCAUCGGUCGCCUUGUCAACGGUGUCGGUAUCGGUGCUCUCUCCGUCGUCGUCCCCAUGUACCAGUCCGAGUCCACCCCCGCCAUCAUCCGUGGUGUCAUCGUCUCUACCUACCAGCUCUUCAUUACCCUCGGUAUCUGGACCGCCGAGAUGGUCAACUGGGGCACCAACAAGAAGGUCGGCAGUGCUUCCUGGCGCAUCCCCAACGGUCUCGGCUUCGCCUGGGCCCUGAUCCUCGGUGCCGGUAUCCUCAUGCUCCCCGAGUCUCCCCGUUACGCCUUCCGCAAGGGCCGUGAGGAGGAAGCCCGCAACACCAUCGCCAAGCUUGCCGGUGUCGAGCCCAACUCCCCCUCCGUCAACGCCCAGAUCGACGAGAUUCGCGCCAAGGUCGAGGAGGAGAGCGAGGGCGUCGACUCCAUCUUCGAGAUCUUCACCGGUCCCCGCAUGCUCUACCGUACCGUUCUCGGCGUCGUCCUCCAGGCCGGCCAGCAGCUGACCGGUGCCAACUUCUUCUUUUACUUCGGAACCACCGUCUUCUCCGCCACCGGUCUCAGCGACUCCUUCGUCACGCAGCUUAUUCUCGGCUCCGUUAACGUUGCUUGCACCUUCGGUGGUCUGUGGAUCGUCAAGAAUGCCGGUCGCCGCAUGGCUCUGAUUGUCGGUGCCCUCUGGAUGAUGGCCUGCUUCUUCGUCUACGCCUUUGUCGGCCACUUCGCCCUCGACCACAACGACCCGUCCAACACCCCCACCGCCGGCGCCGUUCUCGUUGCAUUCUCCUGCCUGUUCAUCGCCGGUUUCGCCACCACCUGGGGUCCCCUCGUCUGGGCCGUCGUCGCUGAGCUCUACCCUGCCCGCUACCGUGCCCCUGCCAUGGCCCUGGCCACUGCCUCCAACUGGCUCUGGAACUUCCUCAUGUCCUUCUUCACCCGUUACAUCACCGACGCCAUCGACUACCUCUACGGUCUUGUCUUUGCCGGCUGCUGCGGUGCCCUCGCCAUCAUCGUGUUCUUCUUCGUCAUCGAGUCCAAGGACCGCACCCUCGAGGAGAUCGACACCAUGUACGUCCAGAAGGUCAACCCCAUCACUUCCGCCAAGUGGGUUCCCCACGAGAAGCGCCACGGCGCCCACGAGUCCGCUUCCGCCAGCGACGCCGAGAAGAACGAGCCCGCCACCGCCUAA
Colletotrichum chrysophilum is the source of this 1614-nucleotide messenger RNA. RefSeq lists its product as uncharacterized. Lineage: Eukaryota; Fungi; Ascomycota; Sordariomycetes; Glomerellales; Glomerellaceae. The record is from RefSeq and is a predicted model, not a curated record. Gene Ontology annotation, molecular function: carbohydrate:proton symporter activity. The coding region runs from base 1 to 1614 and encodes 537 amino acids. Gene Ontology annotation, cellular component: plasma membrane. The transcript is spliced from 2 exons. Gene Ontology annotation, biological process: transmembrane transport; carbohydrate transport.